AUGUUUUAUCGCAGUAUUUAUAAACUUGGCCAAAUUUGUGGAAAUGUGUUGGAAAAUAAGACCAACUCUCUCAAGUAUCUGACGGAGCAUGACCGAUGGCACAUACAAAUUAGCCUUUGUAUAGAACGUCAACCUUUAGAAUAUCAAGAACCAAAAUUUGAACGUCUAUUUCGUGAAUUUCAAGAACAAUGGCUAAAAAGUACAGGGAAUUCUCUAAAGUUACCCUCUUUGUCUACCAUUGAGCAAAAGAUCAGUCAUAAGAUCGUCCCUACCAGGGAAAAGAUAGUUAAACCAUCUGAAGAUGGGUCUUCAAGUAGUGAACCAUAUUCUUCCACAUCUUCUAGCGAAUUAGAGUCUAUGCUACUCGGUGAAUUUGAUAUCAAGGCUCUUCCCAGGAGAAGUAGACGGACAGAAAAACCCAAACAGUCUGACUAUGAUAAAAAUUUAUCAAAUGAUGACGAUAUGCACAAUAUUAAACGGCAUCCAAAGCAUUGGCUCUUUUUUGCUAUUAAAUACAAGUCUGGUUCAUGGUCGCUUCCAACGACAAAUUUGUAUUUUGGGGAUUCAGUUCGAGAGACAUUAAUACGUUUAUGUGAAGAACUCUUUUCCGGAACAUACCGUCCAUAUUUUUUGGGAUAUUGUCCAUUCACUCAUCAAAAGAUACUGCACAGUAACGAGAGUGAAAUAAGAGGGAAAAAACUCUUUUAUUAUAGAGCACGUCAUAUACCUAGCCAAGAGUUGAGUAAAAUUUCAUGUGGAGAAAUUGACGAAUAUGCUUGGUGUACUGUUGACGAACUAAAGGAUCGCCUGGAUUAUCUAAAGUAUAAAAAAGUAUUUGAUUCUCUACCCCUAAUGUAA
This is a messenger RNA of Theileria equi strain WA, 858 nucleotides long. RefSeq lists its product as hypothetical. The coding region runs from base 1 to 858 and encodes 285 amino acids. The transcript is spliced from 3 exons. The record is from RefSeq and is a predicted model, not a curated record. Lineage: Eukaryota; Apicomplexa; Aconoidasida; Piroplasmida; Theileriidae. Gene Ontology annotation, cellular component: mitochondrial large ribosomal subunit. Gene Ontology annotation, molecular function: structural constituent of ribosome.